Messenger RNA from Arxiozyma heterogenica, 789 nucleotides. It is a transcript of the gene VPS60, whose product is annotated as Vps60p. The coding region runs from base 1 to 789 and encodes 262 amino acids. The transcript has a single exon. The record is from RefSeq and is a predicted model, not a curated record. Gene Ontology annotation, biological process: late endosome to vacuole transport via multivesicular body sorting pathway; vesicle budding from membrane. Lineage: Eukaryota; Fungi; Ascomycota; Saccharomycetes; Saccharomycetales; Saccharomycetaceae. Gene Ontology annotation, cellular component: multivesicular body.
AUGAAUAGAAUAUUUGGGUACGGGAAGAAUAGAAAGACAUCUGAACAGAUAUUGAAAGAAUCAAAUCAUGCCAUGACUCAGGCUCAACAAUCGCUGCAAACAAGGAUAUCGAAACUAGACACAGAUAUAAGUCAACUGAAUAUGCAGUUGACUAAUAUACAAAAACGUCUCUCCACAAUAAAGAGUCCACAGGGACAAAAGCCUUUAAGAUCACAAGCAUUGAAACUUCUAAAUAAGAGAAAGAAAUUGGAACAAAUGAGGGAUUCUUUAGACAAUCAGGAGUGGUCAAUGAUUCAAGCACAAAUGAUGACCGACACUUUACAGAAUACAAUGAUUAGUGUCAAUGCCUUAAAACAACAUAAUUCGAUUUUGAAACAACAAUACGGUAAAAUAGAUAUUGACAACUUAGAGGAUAUGAAAGAUGAAAUGGUUGAUUUGAUUGAAAAGGGGGAGGAAUUACAAAAUGCUUUAAAUCUAAAUAUGAACGGCAACUUGAUGGAGGACGAUAUCGAUGAGGAUGAGUUGGAUGCUGAAUUGGAUGCACUUGCCGAAGAAGAGCCAGAAUGGGGUGAGGAUUUAUUAAAUAGUAAUAUAAACCUUAAUGAAGAGUAUAUGAACAAUAAUAACAACAAUAAUAAUUUAGAGGUUGUUAAUAAUGAUAAAAUACCAUCAUAUUUGUGUGGAACAAUCCCAGAAUUUAUAGAUGAAGAUAAUGAAACACAACAAGAGAAUACGAAGAAUAAUACUACCAAAACAGCAGAAGGGGUUACAAUAACAUCAACACAAUAA